AACCCACUGGAUUAUUCCCAGUGUCGGGGUAAGGAGAAGAGCUAUACUCUCUUUCGCUGUUUGACUGAAAGAGUUAGACAGUGAGAUUUGUGGAGUUAGCGAAAGGCCUGCAUGCAAUGCGGACAGCAUAUUCUUUCUAAAGAGUGUGUUACCUUUGCAUUGGGAGGGAGAUCAGAAAAGUUAGGAUAUCGAACAGAAGUCCACUGCCAGUGGCGAGAGAAAAGGCCCUAUGGCGAAUCUUAUUCAGGGGCCGGGCGGCCGGAGGACUUUAUUUAUAGUGGCAGUGUUUUUUGUUGGAUGGGCAAUCGCCGAACAAGGUGAGCGUGACUUUGAGUUUGUGGAUGAGACUGUGAAGAGGACGGUACGAGAAGCAACUCUACAGGAUGACGAGGACUUCCUUCAUGAUGACCCUGGGUCAGGUCAGGAGGAGGGGAGUGGCACAACCACACCCACGCCCCCCAUCGGAAUAUAUCCUGUGUAUUUCCGAGUGAGUUUGAACUUCUCGGAUCUUUCGUUCAGCAAUGAACUGAAGAACCGAUACAGUCCUGAGUUCCAGUCGAGAGCUCAGCAAAUUGCGGACGCCAUUGAAGCUCUGUUCCGCAGUACACCCGGCCAGCAGCUGGUUACUGUUCUGGCCUUUAGCAAAGGAUCUCUCAUGGUUUCAUUUGAUCUCGGAUCUCAGGGAUUUGAUAAUCCAGAUGCUUUGAGAAAAAUUAUUGAAGAUGCCAUCAAAAGUGGUUAUAUUGGGCCAUAUAGGGUUAGCCCUGAAGGAUUUGAUUUUAGACAAUUUGAAGAGCCAGUUUCCUGCCCAAGCUUUGUCGGACGUGAACCAGAAUCACUGCCAAGAAACGGAACCAACUGGGCCAACCUCCUCGUCAACAACAUCUUCCCCUGUAACGGAAACGUCGUUGGCUGGGAAUAUUACCGUCUCAUUCCAACCGGAGUCGCGUACGUUGGUGUAUGGAAGCAAGUCACCGAUACGGAAUUCACUCUCGUCGGAAAAACAGAACUUCCUCCCGCACCAACUGGAAUUAGAAUUGUGCAGCUUCAAAGCCCAAUCAAUGUACAACGUGGUGAUUUUAUUGGUAUUUUCUACCCACGAGGAACACCAAAUAAUGUGAUAGCCAGUGCUACACUGGAGGAUGAUAUUAUCUCAUUGAAUGAAAUGUUCCAAGACUACUAUGUGCAGCUGUAUGACGACAUGAUACAGGAAGGAAUACCCUUCAAUAUCGAGAGUGUGCCCUACUCCAAGACUGACGCUACCUUUGCUAUCCGUGCCUUAAUGGAUUACGCUGGCGUCUCCCCAACAGACACAUCCCGUGGCACCUGCGCUGCAGACCAGUUCACCUGUAACGAUGGAGAGUGCGUCAUCGGCUCCUACAAGUGUGAUGGUCAGAUCGACUGCCCUGAUGGAUCGGAUGAAGUCAACUGUCCUCAAGGAUGUGCCGAUGACCAGUUUAAGUGCAAGUCUGGAGAAUGUGUACUCGUCUUCCAAGUUUGCGACAAUCAGAUUGACUGUCCGGACGGGAGUGACGAGGACAACUGUGGCAAUUCAGGAGGCUGUUCCCCUGAGGAGUUCCGCUGUAUAGACGGAUCAUGUAUAAGUAUUCUACAAAGGUGUGACAGUCGUGGCGACUGUCCUGAUGGAGACGAUGAAUUUGGCUGUCCCUCCGUCCCUUGCCCACGGGGGCAGUUUAGAUGCGAAGGGGGGAGGUGUAUAGAUGAUCGUCUUCGUUGUGAUGGCAGAGCGGAUUGUCCUGACAGAACAGACGAAAUCGACUGUCCCUCCCGAAACUGCACAGCAGCCGAGUUCCGCUGUAACGAUGGAUCUUGCAUUGAUGCUUCCCAGCUGUGCAACGGUUACCCUGAUUGCGAUGACAGUUCAGAUGAAGAUGCAAAUAAAUGCAUCCCCGUGUUGCCAGAGCUGUGCCCGGAGGGUCAGUUCCGCUGUGAAGACGGUCAGUGUAUUGACCCAAGGUACCAGUGCAAUGGAGCUCAAGACUGCCGUGAUGGAUCGGAUGAAUUAAACUGUGGUAGACGAUGUUCCCCAGGGGAGUUCCAGUGUGCCGACUCCUCCUGUAUUGACGAGAGGUUCCGCUGCGAUGGUGUGCCCGACUGCUCAGACAGUUCCGACGAGGCUGCUUGUCCGACCUCUCGAUCAGCUAUUGUUAUCUCUGGAACUAAAACUGUAAAACCCAACGAGCAGAUCAAACUUACGUGUAACGCUUCUAGCAGUCGGCGGGAUCCUGUCACCAGUCUAGAAUGGUAUAAGAACGGCCGGAAACUACAGGAAGAUCGCAGGAAUCUGAUUUUGAGGAAUUAUGGGAGAGAGGAAUACUAUGUUAGCGAACUUUAUGUACGUAGAACGCGUGUUGAAGAUGGCGGACGUUACACUUGUCGAAGUCAACGAAAUCAGGAGAGUAUUGAUGUGAGGAUUGAAGCUCAACGUCAGUGUUCUGCAUCUGAGUUCCGCUGCAAUGAUGGCCAAUGUUUGGAUGGUGCUGCUCGUUGUAACGGCGUCCCAGAAUGCAUUGAUAGCUCCGAUGAAGCGAAUUGCCCAUGCCGAGAGGAUCAGUUUGAGUGCAGGAAUGGCCAGUGUAUUUCCGCCGAGGGGCGCUGCAACAGAAACUAUGACUGUGCUGAUGGCAGUGAUGAACAGAGUUGUCCCUGUGGUGAUGAUGAGUUCACCUGUGGAGACGGACGUUGCAUCCCAGCUGCCCGCCGUUGUGACCGCCGACCUGACUGCGCUGACCGCAGUGAUGAAAGCGGAUGUGAAUGCAGUGCAAAUGAGUUCCGUUGCACUGAUGGACGUUGCAUUCCAAGCAGUAGACGCUGCGAUGGGACUCCAGACUGCCGCGAUCGCAGUGAUGAGACUAACUGUGAAUGCAGUGCAAAUGAGUUCCGUUGCACUGAUGGACGUUGCAUUCCAAGCAGUAGACGCUGCGAUGGGACUCCAGACUGCCGCGAUCGCAGUGAUGAGACUAACUGUGUGGUCACAUGUUCCGCCAAUCAGUUCACAUGCCAGGAUGGUUCGUGUAUUGACGCUGCACGUAAAUGUGAUCGCACGUCGGACUGUGCCGAUGGCUCCGAUGAAUCUGGUUGUGCGUGUAAGUCGAAUGAGUUUAGAUGUCAAAAUGGGCAGUGUAUCCAAGGCGAACGGCGAUGUGAUCAACGCCGUGAUUGCAACGAUGGAAGCGAUGAAGAGAAUUGUCGUGUUGGUUGUCGCUCUAGCCAGUUCCGAUGUCGGAGUGGUGAGUGCGUCGAUCGUAGGCGCAUGUGCGAUGGACGCCGCGACUGUAGAGAUCGCUCAGAUGAAUAUAAUUGUCCAACAACUCCCUCUUUGACCUGCACUCCGGGUCAGUUUCGAUGUGGCAAUGGCCAGUGUGUUGACGCUGGGUUACGAUGCGAUGGACGAGUUGAUUGUACGGAUAGGUCUGACGAAACUCGUUGUCCCUCUAGAAGGACCUGCAGAGAUGGGCAGUUUCUGUGUGGCACUGGCCACUGCCUUGACAAUAGCAGGGUUUGUGAUGCCAGACCUGAUUGCCCUGACGGGUCUGAUGAACAAAACUGUACCUGUCAAGAGGACCAAUUUACCUGUGCUAACGGCCAGUGUAUUCCCAAGUCAGGGUUCUGUGAUGGACGCGCAGACUGUCGUGACCGUAGUGACGAGGGCGACUGCCCCGUGCAGACCUGUGGCAGUGACCAAUGGACCUGCACCAACGGGGAGUGUAUCAGUUUGGCUGACCGCUGCAACCGCAGAUACGACUGCCGAGAUGGCACUGAUGAAUUUGAAUGCCCGCCCCCUGGCUGCCGCUCUGACCAGUACCGUUGCAGUAACGGCCAGUGUAUCAGUACCGCAGCUCGCUGCAACAGGCAGUUUGAUUGUUCUGAUCGCAGUGACGAACAGGAUUGUCCUCCAGUCGAGUGUGGCGAGAACCAGUUCACCUGCAAGAAUGGCCAGUGCAUCAGCUCUGCUGAACGUUGUGAUAGGAAAUAUGACUGUUCUGAUGGCAGCGAUGAACAGGAGUGUGUGCCAGACAAAGUAGUGGCGUGCACAGAGGACCAGUUCACCUGCAAGAAUGGCCAGUGCAUCAGUUCUGACGAGCGCUGUGAUAGAAAAUAUGACUGUACGGAUGGCAGCGACGAACAGGAGUGCGUUCCCCAAAGCUGCCGAUCAGAUCAAUUCCGUUGCAACAGUGGCCAGUGCAUCAGCUCGGAGGGACGGUGCAACCGACAGUACGACUGUUCUGAUGGCAGUGAUGAGCUGGAAUGUACCUGCCGAGAGGACCAAUUUACCUGUGCAAGCGGCCAGUGUAUUCCCAAGUCAGGCUUCUGUGAUGGACGCGCAGACUGUCGCGACCGUAGUGACGAGGGUGACUGUCCACCUGCAGAAUGUCGCGAUGACCAAUACCAAUGCAGAAAUGGUCAGUGUAUCAGCAAAGCUGACCGCUGCAACCGCAGAUAUGACUGCGCAGAUGGCAGUGACGAACAGGAAUGCCCACCACCUGGUUGCCGUUCCGACCAAUUCCGGUGCCAGAAUGGGCAAUGCAUCAGCCGAGCUAGUCGUUGCAAUCGCAGAUAUGACUGCGCAGAUGGCACUGACGAAUUUGAUUGUCAGCAGGAAAGAGUCGACAUCUCUGUCGUGCCAGCAACGAUGAGAGUCCGGGAAGGCAGAGAAGCCGUGUUUGAGUGUCAAGUGACUGGAUCCACUUCGAGUGUUGUGCGCUGGAGUCGGGCUGGUGACAGGCCUCUGCCUCUCAGUGCGAACCAGUUGAAUGGACGCUUGUCCUUCCGCGGCGUGACUCAGGAAGAUGCUGGUGACUACAUCUGUACCGCCACAAGCACCUCCGGCAGCUACACCUCAACAGCCAGACUCCAGGUGGACUUCAUUGGACCUCCAACUCAGCGUCCCGAUAUCUCUGGUGCUUGUGGUGUUGAUGAGGCUACCUGCGCCAGUGGAGAGUGUAUUCCACGUGACUACCUUUGUGAUGGAGAAAACGAUUGCACGGACAAGUCGGAUGAAACCAACUGCAAUUUUGCUCUGCCAUGUGAACCUAAUGAGUUCCGCUGUGCCAAUGGCCGCUGUGCGAUGAAGAUCUGGAGGUGCGACGGUGACAAUGACUGCGGUGAUGACUCAGACGAGACCAACUGUCCUACCCGGGAGCCCGGCGCUGCAUGCCGUGCUGAUGAGUACAAAUGUCUGACUGGAGACCAGUGCAUUCCGUCCAGUUACCAGUGUGAUGGAGAGAUUGACUGUCAGGACCGUUCGGAUGAGAUUGGUUGUGCUGCACCUACCAUCGUGAAGCCGCCAGUUCCCAAGGUCGAGGUCGAGGUCGGAGGCUCCUUCUCCAUCGUGUGCGAGGCUGUCGGUGUCCCCACUCCACUCAUCGUUUGGCGUCUCAACUGGGGCAACAUCCCCACGGGUGAGCGUGUUGUUGUCACGUCUGUUGACGGCCGUGGCAGCCUCACUGUGAAUCAAGCUAUCCCAGAAGACUCUGGGGCCUACACCUGCGAGGCUCUCAACAACAAAGGCUCCAUCUUUGCCGUGCCCGAUGCUAUCAUCAUUGUCAGGCGUCAAGCUGGCGUGUGUCAGCCGCCAGACUACAAUGUUGGCGCCAGACAGAUCGGUGAAUGUGUUAAGUGCUUCUGCUUCGGACAGACCAAGACAUGUUACAGUUCAAAUCUGCAGAAAUCUCAGAUCACCCUUGGCAACCAGAUCCAGAUGGUCCGUCGUGGAGAUCUCCUGCCUGUGGAGGACGGAUUCAUUCAGUUCCUGCCAACAUCACGCCAGUUCUCUGUGUCCGACUUCGACCGCGUGUUGCAGCAAGGCAGCUACUACUGGAGUCUCCCCUCCCAGUACCUCGGAAACAGGCUGACGAGUUACGGAGGCAAACUGAGCUACACCGUCUCCUACAACAUCCGCAGCAACUUCCCCCGUCCCACCCAGGACCAGGACGUCAUCAUCACGGGUAACGGAAUCACGCUGUACCACAGAACCGCUGAUACUGCUAAUGCAGGUGAUCCCUUCAGAGUCGACAUUCCACUGGUUGAGUCUGCCUGGGACAAGAGCGACGGCCCACGCCGCGGAGACACCCCCAUCUCGGAGUACGCCAAUCGCGAGGAUCUCAUGAUGGUGCUGGAGAAUGUUACUCGGGUCCUCAUCCGAGCCACUUACGAUGACCGUCAGUCCACAAUCAGAAUCAGCAAUGUACUACUGAGCACUGCCGUCUCUCAGGAAACAGGACUUGGCCGUGCUGAGCUUGUGGAAGAUUGUACCUGCCCAACAGGAUACACUGGACUGUCUUGUCAGGUGUGUGCCGCUGGGUUCUAUCGUGUGAGUCGGGGGCGCUACCUCGGUGAGUGUCUGCCCUGCCAGUGCAACGGCCACUCCAACGACUGUGACCCUAUCAGUGGGGAAUGCAAGAACUGCCAACACAACACCGAGGGACCCCUGUGUAACCUGUGCAUGGAAGGAACAGUUGGAGAAGCCACACGAGGAACUGCCAAUGACUGUGAACCCUGCCCAUGUCCUCUUACCAUCCCAUCCAAUCAGUUCAGCCGUACAUGCGUGAGAGACAACGCUGGUAUUCGCUGCACCGCCUGCCCACCGGGCUACACCGGCCGACAGUGUGAGACCUGCGCCCGAGGUUACCGUGGCAACCCCAGCAUCCCUGGAAGGUCCUGCAAGCAAGAGAAUAUUGAGACUGGAUGUGACCCCAGGGGCAGUCUCUCCACCUCCCCCAACAUUGACACCGAACGCUGCAGUUGUCGGCCCAAUGUGAUCGGCAACACUUGCAACCAGUGUAAGCCAGAGACGUACUACUUGUCACAGAACUACCCCUUCGGAUGCAUCGCCUGCUUCUGUAUGGGCGUCACUCAGAUGUGCACCAGCACCUCCUGGAACAGAGCACAGAUUGGAGUGUCCUUCACUCAGGAUCGUAUGGGCGUCAGCCUGACAGACAUGAUGAGGAAGGAGAAGAUCGAACAGGGAUUCACCGUCAACCGCAACUCUCGUGAGCUGACAUACCGUGGAUUCAACAACCUCAGGGAGAACAUCUACUACUGGAGUCUACCUCAGCGUUUCCUUGGUGACAAGGUGACAGCCUACGGAGGAUACCUGCGCUUCACACUGAGAUACCGUCCGGGUCAGGACAGCACCCCCAUUUCUCUGGAGGAGCCCAUUGUCGAGAUCUCUGGAAAUGACAUCACGCUGGUGUAUCGUGCUGACCGGGAACAGUUCCAGGCUAACUCCAGACAGUCCUUCCAGAUUCCCAUGUAUGAGCAACAAUGGUACCGUCUGGAUGGUGAACAAGCUAUGAGGGAGUUCUUGUUGAUGGCCCUUGCCGACCUUGACUACAUCCUCAUCCGAGGAACAUACUCCGAAUCCACUGACGAGGCUGCAAUAAGUGACAUCUCUCUGGACAUCGCGGAGAGCCGGCAGACACGACAGGAUCGGGCGUACGCUGUGGAGCAGUGCAGCUGUCCCCGUGGCUACAAAGGCUUGUCCUGUGAGGACUGUGACACUGGCUACACCAGGUCCGGAGGCGGCCUCUACCUUGGACUCUGUGUUCCCUGUCAAUGUAACGGACACUCCGGGCAGUGCGACCCAGAAUCCGGCAUCUGCAGGAACUGCCAACAUAACACCGAGGGAGAGAACUGCCAGAGAUGUGUUGCUGGUUUCUAUGGCGACGCCUCACGUGGAUCUGUCAACGACUGUCAGAAGUGUCCUUGCCCCCUCACAGAGAGGCCCAACCAAUUCAGCCCAACUUGUAUCCUGGACACUGAUGGUCAGGUGACCUGCAACGCCUGCCCAGCUGGACACACCGGCCGCAGAUGUGAAAUAUGUCUGCCUGGAUACACCGGCAACCCAUUGCAGCCUGGAGACUACUGUCAACUCAGAGGUGUGGACUGCGAGUGUGACCAGAGAGGAACUAUCCCCAACACCCAGUGUGACCCCACCACUGACCAGUGUCAGUGCAAGGCUUACGUUCAGGGUCAGAAAUGCAACACCUGUGUGGCCGGCUACUUCUACCUGGAUGAGACCAAUUCUCAAGGAUGUUUGUCCUGCUUCUGUAUGGGCGUCACCAACCAGUGUACCAGCUCCGGGUACUACCGGGAUGUGAUCCGACCACAGUUUAACACCGAUGGCACCCACAACUUUGGUCUGACGAACCGGCGCCUGAGUCGUAUGAUCAAGGAUGGCUUUGAGGUGGAUGCCAGCAGGGAUCAGAUCACCUUCACCAGCUUUGAUGGAAUCCAGCGAGAACGGGAGAGCUUGUUCUUCCAGCUGCCUCCCCGUUUCCGUGGCAACAAGGUCUCAUCCUAUGGCGGUAUGCUCCGCUUCACCCUGGAGUACACUGUGGCCUAUGACUCUGGACAAACAUACAUGGAUGUCGACAUUGAAAUCAUCAGUGGUGACAAGCGACUGUACAUGAUCUUCAACCCAUCUGCCAAACCGGUGACGCCACAGACUUAUGAGAUUCUACUGCGUGAGUCAUCUUUCCGCUCCUUCGAUGGGUCGUCCCCAACACGCGACUCCUUCCUCACCAUUUUGUCCAUGAUUGACGGAAUCCUCAUCCGUGCCACUCACCACACCAUCAUGGGCACCGCCACCCUGCGAGACAUCAGCAUGGACAUCGCCGUGCCCCGCUCAACUGGACAACGUCUUGCCAGGGAGGUGGAGAGCUGUCAGUGCCCCGAGGGUUACACCGGUCUGUCCUGUGAGGAAUGUGCUGCUGGCUACUUGCGUGUAGAGGAACCAGGAACUCCACGUGGACGCUGUGUGCGCUGCAACUGUAACGGACACGCCACAUCAUGUGACACCGACACCGGACGCUGUCUGAACUGCAAUGACAACACUGAGGGUGACAGAUGCGAGAGGUGUGCCUCUGGUUACUAUGGUGACCCAACUGUUGGCACUCGCAGCGACUGCAGACCAUGUCCCUGCCCUCUCACCAUCCCAUCCAAUCAAUUCUCUCGCACAUGCUUCUUGGACCCCUCAGACAACCGCGUGACAUGUGACCGUUGUCCACCCGGCUAUACUGGACGCGACUGUGGCACCUGUGCUGAAGGCUACGUUGGCAACCCAAGAGAAUCUGGCGGCUCUUGUGAGAGAGGAGUGAACGGUCGCCCUCAGGUUGUGGUGACCCCCAUCCGUCUGAGCGAGCCUCUUGGAUCAACAGCAAGCUUUCAGUGCCAGGUGUCUGGACGUGGGCCCUUUAACGUCGUCUGGAGCAGACUUGAUGGACGCCCAAUGCCUGGGAAAGUCCGCACCAGUGCCAGAUAUCAGAUGACGAUACCCGACCUUGAAUCAUCAGAUGGCGGCCGAUACGUCUGCACUGCUACCAACAACUACGGCAGCGUGAGGGAGUUUGUGGAGUUAACCAUCAGUGCGCCAACCAAUCCUAUCCGUGUCCGCAUCGAAGAGCCCCGUGAAGUGGAGACGAGGAUCGGAGCCAGCGUCAGGUUCAUCUGUGUCGCCGUCUCCUACAACACUGAGGCCAACUAUAUUCUGUCCUGGACCAAGAAUGGUGCUGGUCUGCCAGAGAAGGCCAUCGAUCAGAAUGGCGUUCUUGUUAUCCCCAACGUCCAGCCUGAAGACGAGGGAACCUACACCUGUACUGGCUCCGACACCUAUGGAGUUGAUCGCGUCACUGCCGUUGUCAGUCUGGCUGGACGGGAAGAGGCUCCAGUAGCCAGAAUUGAGCCCCGCUACCUGCAAGUCAAUGUUGGAGACUCCAUUGAGUUCCGCUGUAUCGCCGAGUCCAGUCCCCCCUCAACCAUCGUCUGGACGCGCGGAGAGAGUGGACCUCUGCCAGACUACGCCACGGUGGAGAACGGCGUGUUCCGCAUCGCCUCCGUACGGAAGAGCGAUGAAGCUGAGUACUACUGUAAGGCAAGCAACCCCGCCGGCAUGUCGACCGUCAGAACCAUCUUAUACGUCACCGGAUCCGCUCCAGAACCGGAAGUGACAAUUGUGAUCAGAAGAACACAGGUGACUGCAAUUGUGGGAACCACGGUCAGCUUGGAAUGUUACUCUCAGAAUGGCGGUGAUGUCAUCCUUGUUUGGUCUCGGGAACGCCAGGGUCUCCCAUCAGGUUCCAUCCAAGACAAUGGCGUGUUGACUCUGCCCAAUGUUCAGCCAUCCUAUGCCGGUACCUACAUGUGUACUGGUACUACAUCCACUGGCAAGACCGGCGUCGGACGCACCACCCUCACCAUCGAAGCGAACGUUGAGAGAGAGGCCCCCACCGUGUCUAUCGAGGAGAAGAUGCAAGUGAUUCCGUCCGGAACAACUGGCACAAUCCGCUGUGUUGUCACAGGAAUUCCCAAACCUACCAUCACCUGGAAGCGGGCCCGAGGAGAGCUCUCCAGCAACCACGUGGUCAGCCAAAAUGGAGAAAUCCUGAGAAUCACCCAGGCAACAAUGGCCGAUCGGGGAGUUUACAUCUGUCUUGCCGAGAGUGUUUCUGGCAGAGCGAUGGCCUCCGCUAUGAUUGAUGUUGAACGUCGGGACAUGCCAGUGGUGGAGCUGUACCCAGCCAAUAGUGUGACAGUCAGACGUGGAGGCAGCGCCCUCUUCCAGUGCCGCGUCACCGGCGGAACCCCAUCCCCAACAAUCACAUGGACAAGAGUUGGAGAUGAGCCUUUCACAUCAACAACCGACAUUAUGGAGGAGAACGGAGUGAUUAUGUUCAAGGGAGUGACCGGUGACGAGCAGGGCUCCUAUGUGUGUACUGCCACCAACGCCAUGGGAACAGUCACCGCCACAGCCAUCCUCAGGAUUGAAGGACCUCCCAAGGUUUCCAUCUCGCCAAGCCGCAAAGUGACGUCCCUGGAAGGUGAUCGGGUCACCCUGGAGUGUACCGGUGAAGGCGAGCCGACGCCCAAUGUGUUCUGGCGUAGUGAUACCCGCAGGAGGAGUGAUGUUCUCCCAGAAGCUUCGUAUGAAGACGAGGGAUCCGCACGACUCAUCUUCGAUUCCGUGGCCAAGGCUGAUGAAGGCAGAUAUAUCUGUAUCGCCACCAAUGAACGUGGUCGGGACGAGGCAUCAGUAGAUCUGACAGUUAUCACCGACGGCGGCCCCCGACCUGAAGUUAUUGUGGACAUACAAGGGCCCGACCAGAUGUCUCUAGUUGCCGGACAGUCCGUGGAACUUACCUGUUCUGCCCAAGGACUCCAGUCUCCAGUGAUCAGAUGGCGUCGUCCUGGCAACCAGCCUCUCCCUCCAAACCACUCCAUCCGUCAGGGUGUGUUGUACAUCCCUCAGAUCACACCCGAGUACCAGGGAGAGUAUGUGUGUGUCGUCACCGGUGGCGCCGGAUCCCAGUUCUCUGCAUCUGUUAUCCUCAUCGUGUCAGUGACACCCCGUCUGACCAUCACUCCCUCCGUGGUGGCCACAAGGCCCGGCCAGACUGUACGCCUCAACUGCCAGCCAGGCGGGAGUGGACCGUUCCAGAUUGAGUGGACCAAGGUCAAUGGGGUCCUGUCUCCAACUGCCAUCGAGCGUGAUGGAGUCCUGGAAAUCCGUGGCGUAACGGCAGCAGAUGCUGGUCAGUACAGAUGCAUCGCCACCAACAACGCUGGCAGCUCGGAAGGCUACGCCAGCAUCGAGAUAUCUGUGCCUCCUACAGUUGUGGUUUCUCCCAAGAAUGAGCAGAUAGCUGCUGGGCGCACGGUGGAGCUUCGAUGUGAUGUGACGGGAACCCCGCCGCCCCAGGUCCGCUGGGAGAAAGACAUGGGCGGACAGCUUCCUGUCCAGCACCAGAUCAGGAAUGGAGUGCUCACCAUCUACAAUGUCGCAGAGGAGGAUUCUGGUCGCUACAUCUGUACCGCCUCCAACGAGGCCGGCAGCAACAGGGACUACACCUACCUCCGUGUCCAGGGUGGUCCUGGCAUCGUCCCAGGCGGAGGAGGCCAGAGCAGCGUACAGACCGUCAACGUGGGCGACAGAGUGGACUUCGAGUGCCUUGUGUCAGGCACACCGAAGCCAAUGGUGAAAUGGUCUAAGGUGGAGGGAGCCCUUCCAGCAAGCGCCGUUAUCGGUGAGGGCAUCCUCAUCGUCCCAGAAGUCCGCCCCGAGGAUGCUGGCACGUAUGUGUGCACUGCAACCAAUGAAGCUGGCACCGUGCAGAGUAAAGUACAGCUGUUUGUCAGAGCUCGCCCAGUGAUAUCAGUUCCACAAGAUAUCAACACAGCAGCCCUGGGAGGCCCCGCCUCUCUGUCAUGUGAUGCCCAGGGAUACCCCAACCCGUCCGUCACCUGGACAAAGCAGGAGGGUGAUUUGCCCAGAGAACACACGAUCACAGACGGUGAGCUGAAAAUCCCCCGCGUACGAGAAGAGGACGGAGGCACCUACAUGUGCCAGGCUGCAAACAGAUACGGAACUGCUCAAAUUCCAGUGGUCCUCAUUGUUGGUGCACUGGUGCCAUACUUCCCCCAGAAUCCUGUCUCCUACAUGAGCUACCAGCCUCUCCAGGAUGUGUACCUCAACUUCGACAUCGUGAUGUCUUUCCGCCCUGAGGCAACCGAUGGCAUGCUCAUGUAUAACGGCCAAUAUAACACCGGCAUUGGAGACUUCAUGUGCUUCGGUCUGAACGGCGCCUACCCAGAGUUCCGCUUCGAUGUGGGCUCAGGUCCUGCUAUUAUCCGUGGCAACAACCCUGUUCAGAUGAACACUUGGAACACUGUGCAGUUCAAGAGAGACAGGAAGAAUGGCACAAUGAUUGUAAACGAUGAGCCCGCCUACUAUGGUGAAGCUCCAGGGCGCUUUGAGGGGCUGGACCUCUUGGAGAACAUGUACGUUGGCGGUGUGCCCAACUUCCAGAGCAUCCCCAGGGCAGCUGGAUUCUCCAAGGGAUUUGUGGGUACCGUGAGCGAGGUCAAACUGAAGGGUGUCCCUCUGAACCUUGGCGGAGAUGCGAUCGACUUGUACGGAAUUCAACAAUACCAGGCCUGUCAGCCCGGAGCAUGCUUCAACGGAGGUUCCUGUCAGCCCUACAACAACCCCUAUGGCUACCGGUGCUUGUGUCCUCAAGGAUGGGCUGGUGAACGCUGCCAAGUGCAUGGAGAACGCUGCUUCCCAGGCCGAUGUGGAUCCGAGGGUCGCUGCUACGACUUGCCUGGACCGACUGGUUUCAACUGCAUCUGCCCGGUUGGACGUGUGGGGACAGCGUGCGAGCGAUAUGUCGACAUUAUCGACCCGUCGUUCAACAGGACAUCCUUCAUUUCCUACCCAACCAUCCAGGACGGAUUACUCCAGGUGCAGAUGAGCCUCAUGUUUAAACCCCGCUCCCUUGACGACGGCCUCAUCCUCUACAACGCACAGCAGCAGGACGGCCGCGGCGACUUCAUGGCCAUCAUGAUCAAAGAUGGCUACCUCGAGUUCCGCUUUGACACCGGAUCAGGACCCGCUGUCUUGAGGAGUCGCAACCCUCUGCGUCUUGACGACUGGACAAUGGUUGUCGCGGAGAGGAAGGGCAACGAAGGGAUGCUGAUUGUCAACAACGAAGACCCUGUUAACGAACGCCUUAGGAAUAGCUACGACUAUUACGCCUACUAUUCUAGACGGGAUCGUGGUGAUAUUUAUAACAGAGGAACCGCAUCUGGCCGUACAAUCGGGCUGAACCUGAAGCGCCCCCUAUAUCUGGGUGGAGUUGAUCCACAGGAAGUGCUACCUGCGUCUGCUUUUGUUGGAGAAGUUCCCGGAUUUGUUGGAUGUAUCGGCGAGCUGAGGAUCAACACAAACAAUAUCGACCUAUUGAAGGACGCUAUUGAGAGUGCUAACGUAUACGACUGCGGCGACCGCGGCAUCUGUGACAGGAAGCCCUGUCAGAAUGGAGGCGACUGCCAGGAGACUUCCCUCACCGACUAUCGCUGCAUUUGCCCUCCGGAUUACACAGGCAAGAGCUGUGAGACUGAAAUCAACAUCUGCAUCACGUCUUCACCCUGUCAGAACGGAGGCCGCUGCAGCGUCUACAAUGGUGGCUACAGGUGUGACUGUCCUCUGGGAUACUUCGGGACAAGCUGUACUACAGAAAUUGAGGUGCACACAUCGUUUGAGGUGACCGGUGAUGGGUAUGUGGAGUUCCCUAAGCAGCUGCUGCCCCACAAGGGCCGCCAGACCGGGGAGUCCUUCGAGAUGACGGUGAAGACGGUCGAGUCUAAUGGCCUGCUCUUCUGGCAGGGCCAGGAGCCGACCACCUCACUCCGCGGCGGGGACUACGUGGCCCUUGUUCUUGAAGAUGGCUUUGUAGAAUUUAGGUACGAGUUAGGUAGUGGUGAAGCUGUUAUAAGAUCUACUUCACAAAUUGAUGAUGGAUUUUCACACAAAAUCAUAGCUCAGAGGCUUGGCCGAACAGGAAAUCUGACUGUUGAUGCUGGCCCCCCAGUGAUUGGUGCUUCUGUCGGACCUCUCCAGGUCCUCAACGUCAAGGGCAAUAUUUACUUGGGUGGUCUUCCCGAGUUGGAAGGCAUGACAGAUGGAGCUGUGGAACACAAUUUUAAUGGCUGCAUUCUUGAUCUUAGGAUACUAAACAAAGGACCCUUAGAUGUGAAAUCGGAUGCCGUGGGUGGUUAUAAUGUUAGGCCAUGUCUAGACGGUAAGAAAUGAUGAGGAUGACUAAGUCUUUAUGUGACAUAAUUUUAGGUAUUUUCAAAUUGUAGAACAGGUGAGAGCCCAUGCUCUGAUGCUCAGUCGAAUGUUAUUCUGUUGAAGAACUCGAAAUGUUUUAUCAUAAUAUUGGCGGCAUUUUAUGACAUGUAUGUUUAUUGUGGACCUCAAUUUUAUACUUUUUGUAUUUCUUUUAUGAAUCCAAUCAGCAUUUUAUAGUUUUAACAUGCUUAAUGUUCUUUUAAUUAUUGAAUUUAAAUACUUUGAAAUAAUGUAACUUUAAUGAAAUUAAUAAUUCAGGAGUAAUGCUUGUUAUGAACAAGACUAUUAAAUUUUAAGAAUAAUUUGAAACAAUUAAACAGAUUUAAGAUCGCUAUGGAAACAUGCUAAACAUAUAUUGUUAGAUUCUGAUAUAGCUAUUUAUGACCUUUCAGUAUAUUGAGACACUGUUUAUAGAUAUGCAUAGAAACUGACUGUACAUAUUUCAGCGGUGUAGAUUUAAGCAAUGAAAUGUAUAAACUCAUACAAACGUACCUGUCAUCUGUUCAAAUUAUAUUGUCACAAGUUGGCAAAAUGUAAUCCAAUGUGGUUGGCUUUAAAAGCAAAAUAUUGUUAAGGCACACCUGGAAUGGCAUAAGCAAAAUAUCUACUCAUCAAGUAGACAAUAAGUGAUUAUUGUAGUGCAUUGUUGAGUGAAAAAAAUAUUGUUUGAACAUAUGUGUUUUUGACAUUGUUAUUUUGCUUCUAAAGUUACCCGAUGACAAGGCUUGUAUAGGAGUCAGUAUAGCAACCACUUGUAACGAAAUCCUCACCAAGUCUAGAUAUUUUAAUCAUGUUAUAAUACUCUUUUCUCAUGGUGCUAAAUGACUGCUGGAAGACCCUAGCGGUCCUCAGAUUUCAACUCUUUGUAUAUUUAUAGCAUAAUUCCCUAUUUGACUUAACCAUAUUUGUGUAAUAAACGCCAGAUAAUCACUAUAUUGAAUAUUAUUCAGUCUGGAAUUUGAAUUAUAGAGUUUUGGAACUAUGUAUUUAACUCAUGGUAUUGUGUGUGAUGAUAUACAAUAUCCCCCUGAUGAGGAAUAUGUGAUAAUACACUAUAUGUCCCUGAUGGUGAUUAUGUGAUAACACACUAUGAAUCCCUGAUGAGGAAUAUGUGAUAAUACACUAUAUCCCAUGUUGGGGAAUAUGCAAAACUAAGGCGCUUAUUAUUAAAGAUAUGGUUGUCUGGAUUGUAGAGUCCUAUCCUCUUGAUGUGUACUGUCAUCAACUGUAGUUGUCUUUGUUAUGUUAGGGAUAUACAAUGCCAAAUCCUGGGGUCGGCCCCUGUCUGCUUUUCAAGUGUUUUUGUGAGAAAAGCACUUGACCUUAUGGUUCUGUUGAAGCAUAAUGUUUGAAACACAGAGGAAAGUCAACACUGUGAUCUGAUUCGAAUAAACUUUUAUAACAAAA
Molecule: messenger RNA, 16060 nt
Organism: Haliotis rufescens (red abalone)
Lineage: Eukaryota; Metazoa; Mollusca; Gastropoda; Lepetellida; Haliotidae
Product: basement membrane-specific heparan sulfate proteoglycan core protein-like
Exons: 103
Coding region: 230-14611 (4793 amino acids)
Cellular component (GO): plasma membrane
Molecular function (GO): calcium ion binding; protein binding
Source: RefSeq, a predicted model, not a curated record